GCGUGAGCUUGAACACCACCAGCCGUCGCGUAUCGACGACCUACAGAACCCCCACGUCGACGCGUAACAUCACCUGACUCUCGACAGCACCUCUUCUGCUGCCUGAAGCUACGCGAGACGAUGCGGCACCGGUAGCAAGAAGCGAUACAACUUCGAUGCGCGGCAUACUCCCUGGACGGCCGCAGGCUAAGCUGCAAGCUGUCGCCCAUAGCUUGUGGGAAGGGAACCAGAUUGUUGCAUACAUUUCUGGCAAUGCCUUCAUAAUACUCGAACGCCCCGACCAUGUCAUACAAACCAUCUACAUCGAUGAGGAAGACGAGCUCGAAGCUGUCGCAAUCCACGAAGGAACCGGCAAGCUCGCAGCAUGUUCGAUGCGCAACAUCUACAUAUAUCAACCAUAUAGCGUAGAGUAUGGAGUCUACAAGUGGUCGCUGCAGGGCAGCAUGACUCUUCCCAAUCCGGACGACGCGAUAACGACGCUCUCAUGGGGCAUGCCAGAUGAACUUCUCGCCGGCAGCGGAGCGCUCACUCUCUUCAACACACAUGGCACAAUCGAGCAGGUCUGGACGAAGCCGCUUGCCAACCCCGUCAAGUUCGCUCACUUCUCCCCUGACGCCGAACUCAUUGCCUCGACAGGCAAGUACGACCGGUUAUUGAAGAUAUGGCGACGACUCGCAUUCGGCUCAGCAGACCAGCGCUUUGAUUACUACUACCUACCACAUCCCCAAGCCAUCACUGGCAUACAUUGGCGGCAGCCUUACAAGGACCAGACGACCGACAACGUACUGUACACGAUAUGCGCAGACUACAAGGUGCGAGUGUGGGUGCCUGGGGAGCAUCAUGGUGUCGAUGGCAUGCACUUGUGGACAGAGGUGGACCUGCUGGGCUCCAUCGAGCCAGGGCUUGUGUCGCAGGACAAGCAGUCGCAAAAACGAUAUGCCUUCUUCAUUGAUGGAAAGCACUUCACGCAUGCGACGGAAAGAGCGAUGGCACAAGCCUCAGCGGAGGAGAAGAGUCACGGUGUUGCGCUGCACCACUUGAUUGAAGUCGCCAAUCGAAGCCCGGAGAUCUGUGUGGUGCUAGACGACCAUGGAAACAUGUCAGCUUGGGGCUUUGAGAACAUUGGUGCCAGGGUCAAGAAGGUCACGGAUGUAUUCAACAUUGCGCAUGUUGAUGGGCUACACCUGCACUUUGCCAACGAACCCAAGGCUCUUGAGGACAACGUCCAGUUCUACGCGUUCAUUGGCGACAAGCCCGACUCCGAACUCACAUUAUUGUCACACCACUUCGAUGGCCGGAUAGAAUGGCUCGAAUCACGAAUCGACUACCUUUUCGACCCGUCUCCGCAGACUCAGCGCAUACAAAGGAAAUCGAUCUGGACGGGACACUCGCAUGCUAUCAAGAAAGUCAAUCGUACAGCAAGCGGGCGAGCUUUGGUCUCGCGGACAGUCACAGAUGAGUGCAUAGUGUGGACUCAACGACCGACUGAGCAUGGCACGACCCUACACCGACACAGCACUGUCAAAGUCAGCGAGCACAUCCACAGGACGGCAUUGCUGCAAGACGGCAACUUCGUAGUCUUCCUGCAUCAUAACCACAUCGCGCUAUGGGACACAAGAGGGCCACUAGCAGUGGAAGUCGCAAGGCUCGAGUACAAGCUUCAGGGUAAGCCGCUGUGCCUGCUCGCUAUUCCUGAAACGGAGGUUGGAGGUAUGUGCGUGCAUAUCGCAACGAUCAGCUCAGAGAUGAAAGGCAUAUGUUGGGAAGUCACUAUGCCCUUACUGACACAAGAUCCUGCUACUGGUCGCAAAUACUCGAGCGCUGUGCCUCACACAAAUGGUUACACCAAUGGACAUAAUGAGAUCUCCUUGGAGCAAUACAGUACAUUCAACCUAGGGUCUGAGGAUGACCUUGCAUUUGUCCUACCCGUCGACCCUGCUGGUACAGCGCCAGUCAUCUCGGGCUUCCUCGACACUUUCGCGCGUGACAUCGCAAUAUCCUACAGCAAGUCUGGUGUCAUCAAGUCGUGGACAGCUCGUAUCGACUCUGAAGAGCAUAAGCUCGACUGGCUACUCACCUCGACCGUUGACACCAACGUGCAAAAUCCAUCGUUAGCGAGCGGUACCUCGAUCCGGAAGGCAGCACUGGUAGAUGCUGAGAAAACGACAUUGACGAUCUGGAACACACGAAGUGCGCAGUUGGAGUACGAGGAAACCUUUGAUGGGCAAGGGGUUAUUCAAGAUCUCGACUGGUCCUCCACUCCGGACAACCAGUCGAUUCUCGCUGUUGGGUUCCCACAUCGAGUGGUCAUCUACGCGCAGCUGCGUUAUGAUUAUCUCAAUGCCGGACCAUCAUGGGUCCAGAUUCGAGACGUGCGCAUUAGAGACAUCACGCCUCAUCCCAUCGGCGAUUCAGUAUGGCUGGGUAGUGGCAACCUUGUCAUCGGUGCUGGCAACCAGCUCUUCAUACAAGAUGAGCAUGUCAAGGUUGAUGAGGAAUUGUUCCCAAGUUUGCGCAUGAUUUCUCGCAAGACCGCUUCGAUCGACAUUUUCGCUGCAGUUAGUCGACUCAAUGGUCCCCUGCCUGUAUAUCAUCCGCAGCUGUUGUCGCAAUGUGUCUUGUCUGGAAAGGUCAUGCUUGUGCAGCGAAUCUUGUUGCGACUCUAUCAGAAGCUCAAGUUCUGGACAGAGGGCGAGGAGCUCGAAAGCUCUCUUGGCUUCUCAGCGGAGGACUUCUCUGAAGACGAGACGAACAUGACCGCUUCGAAGAAGGGGAUGCACUCAUCGUACAAUGAUUUCUCGGACAACGAUGAUCCAGAGACCGUGACCGAGGAAGUGGCUGCCAAUCUCAAAGACCUCCUAACUACCAAGCAAAUGCCUCUGCUGUCGAGUCGAGAACAGUUCCGUCUUGCAGACAUCAUAGAGUGCAUAGGCAUGGUCGAGAAGCACCGACGAUCCAUCGACGACAAUGCAGGCCGCUUCAUGCUGUUCUUCCGACAACAUGUCUUGAGCGAAGCGCAGAAGGCGCCCCUCUCGUGGCGCGAAAUCGUGUGGGCUUUCCACUCAGGAAGUCAGGACAUCCUGCUAGACCUCAUGAGCAGGCACUUCAACAGUAAGAUGAUGUGGCAGCACGCUAAGCAAUGUGGUGUGUUCAUGUGGAUGUCUGACAUCAAUGCACUGCGUGCACAAUUCGAAGUCAUCGCUCGCAAUGAGUACACGAAGACGGACGAAAAGAACCCGGUCGACUGCUCUCUGUACUAUCUCGCUUUGCACAAGAAGACUGUCCUGGUCAGUCUGUGGCGCAUAGCCACCUGGUCUCGCGAGCAAGGUGCGACACACCGCUUGCUAUCGAACAACUUCCAGGAGGAGCGAUGGAAGACCGCUGCACUCAAGAACGCCUACGCGCUCAUGGGCAGAAGGCGGUUUGAGUACGCAGCUGCGUUCUUUCUGCUUGCAGACCACCUCCAUGACGCCGUGCAAGUACUGCACAACCAGCUCGGUGACACACAGCUUGCCAUCGCUGUGGCGCGAGUCUAUGGUGGUGACGACCACCCUGUACUACUGGCUUUCUUGAAGGAUAAGAUCCUACCUCAAGCAGCGCGUGAUGGCAACCGCUGGCUCGCCACAUGGGCCUACUGGCUUCUCGGUCGCCGCGACACCGCCGUUCGCUCUCUCGUCACACCCCUUUCCCGUUUGCUGUCACCGCCCGAGACACCGAACUUCCAAUCAAAGUCCUACCUCACAGACGACCCCGCCCUUGUGGUUCUCUACAAGCAGCUCCGCGAGAAGUCCCUCCAGACCCUCCGCGGCGCAACCAUGAUCGGCAUGCGCGAAGAAUGGGAGUUCGUCCUGCACACCGCCAAUUUGUACGAGCGCAUGGGUUGUGACGUGCUCGCUCUCGAUCUUGUCAAGAGCUGGGAGUUCCUACUUACGCCGCCACCAAAGACUAUACCGGGGCGACCGCCGCUUAGCCCGCUUAUGCCGAGGGAUAGCUUCCAUGCCAAUGGACCAAACCAGGCGGCGAGCGAUUACGAUUUCGAUCCGAGGAAGCUGCUCCGGAGGAGGAGUAGUUUGGUUGUUGCGGAUUUGCCGACAAGGGAACAUGUUAGGAAUGAGCUUGCGCAUAAUGAUGGGGCGGUCGCUGAGGAGGGGAGUUGGGAUGAGGAGGAAGACGAGAAGGAGGAAGACGAAGAAGACGAAGAGGAGGGUAGUGAUGACGAAGGAGAGGAGGAGAGUGAAGAAGAGGAAGAACCGGCCAAACCCGUACCGAAAAAACCGCCGCCGACACAGUUCCAGGAACCGGAUGCAAAUAGCUUGCUGGAUGCUUUUGGAUUCUAGUGCAAUACACAUUCUGGAUAUUGGCCUGCCAUGGAACCUAAUGGAUUGGGAGUUUCUUAAUUUCCACUACGCACAGUUCAUCUCACCGUGUUGAGGGCUUCGAAACAUUAACUGUGUCGUUUUAGAUGCUUUUGCUGCUGACAAGUACUAGGA
This is a messenger RNA of Macroventuria anomochaeta, 4490 nucleotides long. Its product is annotated as WD repeat protein-like protein. Gene Ontology annotation, molecular function: protein binding. The transcript has 5 exons. The record is from RefSeq and is a predicted model, not a curated record. Gene Ontology annotation, biological process: vacuolar acidification. Gene Ontology annotation, cellular component: RAVE complex. Lineage: Eukaryota; Fungi; Ascomycota; Dothideomycetes; Pleosporales; Didymellaceae. Bases 156 to 4337 code for a protein of 1393 amino acids.